Mizuhopecten yessoensis (Yesso scallop) is the source of this 1902-nucleotide messenger RNA. RefSeq names its product solute carrier organic anion transporter family member 2A1-like. The transcript is spliced from 4 exons. The coding region runs from base 117 to 635 and encodes 172 amino acids. The record is from RefSeq and is a predicted model, not a curated record. NCBI's taxonomy places the organism in Eukaryota, Metazoa, Mollusca, Bivalvia, Pectinida, Pectinidae. Gene Ontology annotation, cellular component: membrane. Gene Ontology annotation, biological process: transmembrane transport; sodium-independent organic anion transport.
ACAGAACUUGUGUUACACAGUAUUAUUGUGACGUCACGGACUAUUUUCCGAUAUGUGGGUCGGACGGCCGGAACUACUUUUCUCCAUGUCAAGCUGGAUGUACUGGUAGAGAAAACAUGCUUUACACUAACUGCACAUGUGCCGGAUAUGACGUAACAGCCCGCCCUGGCCUGUGUCCUUCCGGUUGUAAGAUGGUGUAUGGUUUUGUUUCAAUGAUAACGACUGCCUCCUUCGUGUGCACACUUGGUAUGAUGCCAUCUUUUAUCUUCACAAUCAGAUCAGUGCGCGACAAACAGAAGUCCCUGGCGCUCGGACUGAAAACAUUCCUUAAUGCAACGCUAGGUUGGCUGCCAGCACCGGUUCUGUAUGGUAAGAUCGUCGACUCAAGCUGCGAAGUUUGGAGUUCAAAUUGCAAAGGUCAAGGAGCAUGUGCAAUGUACGAUAUAGAGGACUUCCGGGUUAAACGGGCAACAUACGGAAUCAUAUUUUGUUUCAUGAUCAUUUGUCUGCAAUGGGUGCUACUUGGUCUGGCCAGGAAGAAGAAAAAUUGGAGUACUGGAGUGGCAUUAGCUGAUAUCAUUCCACAACCGGAAGUAGAGGAUAUGAUCGGGAAUGAACUAAAUAAUAUCGAUUAGGGCUGCAACGUCACGCACAUGUCACGAUACAAUGCUUACAAUACGAUACGUAUCACGAUACAAAUAUCUGCUUAAAAGGUCCAAUUCAUAAUGAUUGAGUGCAGGAUUUCAUCGAGUUAUGUCGUAGACUUCAAUAGUAAAUGAUAUCGAAAAAGAUGUUUGUAUAUUUUCUAGUAUUUUUAAGUAUGACUACACAGUGAACCACAUCUUCACUGAAGGAUUCAAACAAUAAGUACACUUUUAUAGAGUUUGAUUAAAAAUUUAUUAAUAAUUCAAAUACUGUCAGUGUUUCGCGAUACAGGCAAACAAAACAGUUCAAUAAGAUACACAAGAAAGUAUCACGAUAAAAAUACGAUACGAUAUAUAGUUUCAGCCCUCAUAUCGACGUCUAUUCUACCAAAGAAAGUAUCUAAUGAAGUUGAAGAAAAUCUUAUAUUCACAGUUAAGCAGACGUUAUGUAGAAGAAGGUUUGUGCUUAGCACUUUACAACAACUGAAGUAUACGAACAAGUACCUAGAGAUAGGUAAACACACCAGGCUUCCUCUAAAGAUUCCUUGUUGGAAAACAUUAACGACCUGGUAUUAGUACUAUAUGCCAUUUCAUGUAUAAGACAUUCAUGAAAUAACAUUUGCUUUUAGGGCAUUCAAUACGACAUAGAAUCAUGUAUGAUUAGUGUCAACAAGUCAAUUCAUAAUCGGACAUAUAGCAAAACUAGGCUGUGUCGCUCGUCAGCGACCAUGGUCAUCAGCUCAAUUGUGUAAAGCAUCUGUCUAGAGCUCUGAGAGUCUCAGGUUCGAAUCCCGGCCUAGCUAUCGCAUUUCCUUUUCGCCUAUUACAAAAUUGGCUAGCUUACCAACCCCUGUUUCAAACAUUGGGUGUACGCUUAUUUAGUUAUUUCAGUUUUUCUUUUAAUAUUUGUGGUUACAAAGAAUUUAGAAAUUUUAGUUUUUAUCUAUCAUCUGUUGAUAUAAAUGUAGAGUUGUAGGCCCAAUGUUAACUGAUUACACUCGGUCAUCAAUGUUCACUGACUACACUCGGUCAUCAAUGUUCACUGACUAUACUCGGUCAUCAAUGUUCACUGACUACACUCGGACAUUAAUGUUCACUGACUACACUCGGUCAUCAAUUUUCACUGACUACACUCGUUCAUCAAUGUUCUUUGACUACACUCGGUCAUCAAUGUUCACUGGCUACACUCGGUCAGCAAUGUUCACUGACUCCACUCGGUCAUCAAUGUUCACUGGCUACACUCGGUCAUCAAUGGUCA